Epinephelus lanceolatus (giant grouper) is the source of this 2555-nucleotide messenger RNA. It is a transcript of the gene spata7, whose product is annotated as spermatogenesis associated 7. Gene Ontology annotation, biological process: photoreceptor cell maintenance; microtubule cytoskeleton organization. The record is from RefSeq and is a predicted model, not a curated record. NCBI's taxonomy places the organism in Eukaryota, Metazoa, Chordata, Actinopteri, Perciformes, Serranidae. Gene Ontology annotation, cellular component: ciliary basal body; axoneme; rod photoreceptor outer segment.
GGAAGCUUUGCUCCGCCGCUCAUCUGCUUAUAAGCUAGUAUUAGACUGUUAGCUUUCCGUUACGUGAUUGUUUGACAGCGUUAAAAUGUUUGUAGUCAAGUACACUGUAGUUUGUGGAUGUAUCCGAGCCCUACCGCCGCUGUCCCGGGAUAUUUCUGAGGAAAAUGGGAUACGCUGAGUGCAACAUUAGCAUGGACUCGAGAACAGGAAGUGUAUCAUCUGGACUGGGGUGCAGCCCUGGUGUGAGAGGACAGACUUUAAAAAGUAGCCCUUUCUGCCCUCGCUCCUCCAGCAAGUUGACACAGUCCAUUGUCAAAGACCACAUGGUGUCUCAUUACAAAAAGGUUUACUCAGCUAAAGCUGCCAUUGAUGCCUCAGUACCCAAAAGCUUGAUACUUAGUGUAAAAUAUAAUGACCAGCUCAGACAGGAGCGGUUGAGGAAAGGGGGUCGUCCUCAGUCAGCCCACUCUCUGUCGCAGAGAAAUAGCAGAGCCUCCAGCUCCUCAGCUCAGAGUAGAUUAUCCAUGCAGUACGACGACAGCCCUUACCUCUGCUCAAGGAGUUCCACGGCCUCCAGCCCAAGGUUCAGCUCCUCUUUUCACGCCAAGGACAUAGUUUAUCCACCGGGUAAAGUCGGCUCUCAGAACCACUCUCAACACAUUCGCCCAGCAUCAGAAACAAAGUACCGCAGCCCGGACACGACUUCCCACAGAAAGCGGUCGGUGUGGUCACUGGGAGCUUCGGGAGAUCAGAGCUGCUACAAGACUUUCCAGGACCCUGUUCAGAAGACGUACAGCGGAGACUUGCUCCAGAAACAUUCACAGCGCUUUACCCAAGACAAACCUUUCACCCCUAAGACCCUGAAAUCAGAAAAGAGUUCAUACCUGUCACAGUAUCGCUAUUACAGAGCACCACCACGGAGGAAACCUACUCAGGAUUGCAGCAACUCUAGAUUGACGCGGCAGGAGACAUAUCAUGGAAGCACAAAAACCAAGGAAUACACACAGGAAUUAUACGAGCCAUCUCAGGGAUUUAAUACAGAGCACGAGUGGUCUGAAGACGAGCUCAACGGCACAUAUUUCUCAGCAUCUAGACAACAGAGUCGAGCGAACAAGAGCAGAGACCGUGAUUUCUUUGACUCCUCAUCCAGGGUCUCACCAGAAGGCGGGAAAUCUCCCUUUAUGAAGGGUAUAUCUGCAGAGGAAGAAGAAUUAAUGUACCUCGAAUUCAUUUCUGCUGUAACGGAGGAUAUCUUAUCCAGAGGGCACAUCUCUGACAGGUUCCUCGACCGUGUGAUAAAACGCCAUAUCGACAUGAAUCGGCAUCAGCUUGAUGUCGGUAAAAUGCGCCACCUCCUGGAAGUGCUGCGUAAAGACUUUGAAGAGCCAGCCAACACAUCCACCUCCACCGCAGAGCUUGAAAAAAAGGAGUAUGAUCUGUUUGAUUCGUUCCUGCCACAUCUGGAAUCAGAGGGGAAUCAAGUGAAGACCAAAGAAGACAAUGACGCGUUCCCUUAUGCGUCACUAAUUAAAUACUGCGAUUCGCCAGAUUACUCUGAUCCCCUAAUGGUCUCUACACCCUUGGGCUCUCCUGAAAUCACCGCAACUAAGACAAAUGAAAAGGAUGGAGAAGAUGUGAGUCAGGAAAAGGGCAUAGGUUCUCCUUGGCUUUCUGAUGAUCAUCUAAAUCAAACAGGCGCACUUGAGUCAAAAGAAGUCAGCAAUGAAAGCCAGGAAUACACCACUAUAGCCAGUGACAAAGACCAAGAUGAAGACGGCUAUGAUGGACAAUCUAAAGAGCUCGAGGAUCUGGGUAGAAAUCUGUCAGAGUCGCUUCACGUGUCGAGCAAUACCCACAACAACGUGGAAACUGCCACUGAGCAACACACAAAUACAGCUGCGUCUGUCAGUGAUGAUGAGUUUUGAGUUUUCUGAGUUUUGCUGUAUUCAGGGAUUGCAUGUCCUUUAAUGUUUUUGUUACCAAGUGAGUGUUUUUCCAGGGAGAAAUAUAAUAUCUGAAAUAUCUGAAAGUAUAGUUUUGUAAAUUUGAUUUAACACUGGUUGUAUUUAUGUUUUUACAAGCCUCACCAUGAUGGUGUUGUAGUUAUAUUAUGCUUUUUUAAUAACCAUUUUACAAAAGCACAAUGACAUGUUCACAUAUUAUGGCAUACAAGGUUUUGUGAGUGCACCAUAGACUUGAAUGCCUCAUUUAGGAUAUUGUAAAGAGGGUACAUGCUGGCUUUUGUGGCCAAUUGACUUUUUCCAAACUAUUACUUAAUGGUAACUACAGUAGCAGGAUUUGAAAAAUUGCAAAGGAUUGUCCAUAGCACUUAAUUGAUGUCAGAUGUGUGAAAUUAGAGUGGAUUGAAAAGUGUGCCCAGUCAGUCUGAAGCAUGGUGUAGCUGCAGUUUACAUUUUCAGAUUUGUAGAAAAACACUUGUUGCAAUGGAGUGUGUUUGACUUUAUAUGCCUGUGAGAUGUAGCAACUAGAAGUUGACUGUCACCAGAAAGUGUCUUUACAGCUGCAAUAAAUUUUCUAUUCUUCUGAUUCUUGCA